AUGGCUGAUGGGUUUGUUGACGCCUCGCGCGUCGAGGCCCCAGUCACCAUCAAGACGUACUUGAUGUGUGCUUUUGCCGCCUUUGGUGGUAUCUUCUUUGGUUAUGACUCCGGUUAUAUUAACGGCGUUAUGGGAAUGAGGUACUUUAUCGAGGAGUUCGAGGGCUUGGAUUAUGCGACCACUCCUGCCGAUUCCUUCGUCAUCCCAUCUUGGAGAAAGUCGUUGAUCACAUCCAUCCUGUCGGCGGGAACAUUCUUUGGUGCUCUUAUUGCUGGUGACCUGGCAGACUGGUUUGGUCGUCGUACUACCAUCAUCAGUGGCUGUGUCGUCUUCAUCGUCGGUGUUGUCCUGCAGACCGCUUCGACAUCACUGGGAUUGCUUGUCGCCGGACGUUUGAUCGCGGGUUUUGGUGUUGGCUUUGUGUCUGCCAUCAUCAUCCUGUACAUGUCCGAGAUUGCCCCUCGCAAGGUUCGUGGUGCCAUCGUCUCGGGGUACCAGUUCUGCAUCACCAUCGGUCUGAUGUUGGCCUCUUGCGUCGACUACGGCACCCAGAACCGCACCGACUCGGGCUCCUACCGCAUCCCAAUCGCUCUUCAGAUUGCCUGGGCACUAAUCUUGGGUACUGGUCUGUUAUUCCUGCCAGAGUCUCCUCGUUUCUUCGUCCGAAAGGGCGAACUGGGCAAGGCUGCCAAAGUCCUCGGUCGUGUUCGUGGUCAGCCACAUGACUCGGAAUAUAUCAAGGAUGAGCUGGCUGAGAUUGUUGCGAACCACCAGUAUGAGAUGCAGGUGAUCCCGGAGGGUGGAUAUUUUGUCAGCUGGAUGAAUUGUUUCCGUGGCAGCCUUUUCUCUCCCAACAGCAACCUCCGUCGUACUGUCCUGGGGACCUCCCUGCAGAUGAUGCAACAGUGGACCGGUGUCAACUUUGUCUUCUAUUUCGGAACGACCUUCUUCCAGUCGCUCGGAACCAUCAGCGACCCCUUCCUCAUUAGCAUGAUCACAACCAUCGUCAACGUCUGCUCGACUCCUGUCUCGUUCUACACGAUCGAGAAGUUUGGUCGACGCUCCCUCCUUCUGUGGGGCGCCCUUGGCAUGGUCAUCUGCCAGUUCAUCGUCGCCAUCGUCGGAACUGUAGAUGGCGGUAACAAUCGUGCUGUCAGCGCGGAGAUCUCCUUCAUCUGCAUUUACAUCUUCUUCUUUGCCAGCACAUGGGGCCCCGGUGCCUGGGUUGUGAUUGGCGAGAUCUUUCCCUUGCCUAUUCGGUCGCGUGGUGUGGCUCUGUCGACGGCGUCGAACUGGCUCUGGAACUGCAUCAUCGCCGUCAUCACUCCGUACAUGGUGGACAAGGACAAGGGAGACCUCAAGGCGAGGGUGUUCUUCAUCUGGGGAUCGCUGUGUGCCUGCGCCUUUGUCUACACGUACUUCCUGAUCCCGGAAACCAAGGGGCUUACCUUGGAACAGGUGGACAAGAUGAUGGAGGAGACCACGCCUCGAACCUCGGCCAAGUGGGUGCCGCAUGGCACCUUUGCGGCCGACAUGGGUCUCACCACGCAGGAGGUGACCGAGAAGGCGACGGCUGUGCACCAGGAGGUGUAA
This is a messenger RNA of Aspergillus sclerotioniger CBS 115572, 1593 nucleotides long. Its product is annotated as sugar porter family MFS transporter. Gene Ontology annotation, cellular component: membrane. Gene Ontology annotation, biological process: transmembrane transport; carbohydrate transport. Bases 1 to 1593 code for a protein of 530 amino acids. The record is from RefSeq and is a predicted model, not a curated record. Gene Ontology annotation, molecular function: carbohydrate:proton symporter activity. The transcript has 5 exons. NCBI's taxonomy places the organism in Eukaryota, Fungi, Ascomycota, Eurotiomycetes, Eurotiales, Aspergillaceae.